Racocetra persica is the source of this 566-nucleotide messenger RNA. The record is from the annotation of a GenBank genome assembly. NCBI's taxonomy places the organism in Eukaryota, Fungi, Glomeromycota, Glomeromycetes, Diversisporales, Gigasporaceae.
AAGAAGUCGAGUUUGAACGAUACGUUGUUAAUUUGCCUGAUGACAAGAUAGUAGAAAGACAGACCAGGCGAUGCAUUUCCAGAAAAGAUAUACAGAUUCCCACGAACGCUAUCAUCAUUGACCUCACAAGAAUCGAUAAAGAACCGGAAAAUCGAACUGAGAAGAUCGAAGUGAUCGAUCUAACUGUUGAUGAAGAUGCAGAAAAACUAUCUCGUAUCACAAAAGAUAAAAAAAUCAGCGAAACCGCUAAAUCGAUGAUUCCUGAAAUCAUCAAUGAUGUAUUAAGAGUCAUCUUUAAACAUGUUAUUGAUGAUAUAUUCGAAAACAUACUUAAAGACAAAAAUGUGGGAAAGGAAGCUAGAAGCAUCAUAUGUAUUGACAGAAGAUUCAACAUUCUUUUCACCAAUGUUUUCUUUAAAGAACUCGAUUACUACGUCAAAAAAAUAAGAGUUUUUGAAACUGUAUCUGAAGAUGAGAUAACCUCUGAAAUCAAUGAUGUCAAAAAUACAGAACUCUUAGAAUCACUCCCAGAAAUCAAAAUGUACAAAAGUGAAUUUCUACUGAGA